Messenger RNA from Brassica rapa (field mustard), 3389 nucleotides. Its product is annotated as pollen-specific leucine-rich repeat extensin-like protein 2. Gene Ontology annotation, molecular function: protein binding. NCBI's taxonomy places the organism in Eukaryota, Viridiplantae, Streptophyta, Magnoliopsida, Brassicales, Brassicaceae. The record is from RefSeq and is a predicted model, not a curated record.
GCUUCAUGAUGGUUUCAGCCGCCUUACCCCUUGCACUUUCUCCUCUGCAGUCGUCUUCUUUAAUCAGUUUGCCGUUGAGUAUACCUUCAUAUGUAACCAUUUAAGUCUAUUGACUUUUAGCUUAAUAUAAACAUUUCUCGUCAAAAAAGAAUUUCUCCUAUAAUAUAUUAUUGAUGUGGAUAAUAAAAUAAUGAUACAGACAUCUAAAUUCUUCUAAAUUUAUAUAUUGUUGUUCAAAAUAAACAAUGGGAACCGGUCAGCAAAUUUUCAGUAUGGUAAAAAAAAAUAUUAGGGUGCUGAGAAGGUCAACCGUGUAGAUUUGUAAUUAUUUGAAACCAAAUUAGCAACACUAAUUUGCUAUUUUUAUAAUCACACUAAACAAUAACAACCAAUUCUAAACAAUUAAUAAUAGCAAAUUAUGAAGUUUGUUUCUUGCUUUUCCUUUUUUUUUAAUUACCAUUCUUUCAAUCUUAGGGGGUGUUAGUGAGAGUUAGAUUUAUGAUGAUUGUUAGAAUUUAUAGAAUCUAGUGUUAUUGGUUUACACAUUUUCAUAUUCUCAUUAAAAUCUAGUGUUAUUGGUUUCAUGAUUUAGUAAUUCUAUACACAAUCUUUUGUUAUUCAAAAAAGUCUAGAUUUUAAUGAUUCUUUAAAUCUAUUAAAGUUGGUGUUAUUGGGAGUUGUAUUCUUCACCAUUUAACUCAUAACACAAGAUUUUGAGAAUACUACUUAUAUACCUUAGAUUCUUAGAAUCAUUAUAUCAAUGUAUUUUCAUAGAAUUCACAAUAUACAAAACUCUCUACAACUCUUUCCAAAUUUAACAAAUUUCUCAACUUUUAAAAUCAACAAACUCUAUAUAAAUCUUACUCCCACUAACACUCCCUUAGAUUAUUUCUUUCCAAAUUGUUCUAUUAAGCAGCCUUGGGUUUUUUUCCCAAGGUUCCCCAUUAAACCUUGAGUUAAAAAUCAAAAACAAUGGAUAAGCCUUUAGGCACCUUUUUCAUCCUCCUCCUUAUUUCCCCCAUCGUUGUUGCGACCAUCAACGAGGAAACUUCAUUCCCAGAAAACGCUCAUCUCACAAAUAACUUAGACCAAAAAUGCGUUGACAUCAUUAAAGUUGAUCCGAGCCUCAAAUUUGAAAAUGAUCGUCUAAAAAGAGCUUAUAUUGCUCUUCAAGCCUGGAAGAAAGCUAUAUAUUCUGACCCGUUUAAAACCACAAAAAACUGGGUGGGACCCGAUGUGUGUUCUUACAACGGAGUUUAUUGUGCGGAAGCUCUUGAUGAUCCCAGCCUCAAGGUUGUUGCUGGUGUUGAUUUGAACUAUGCGGAUAUUGCCGGACAUUUACCAGCAGAGCUAGCUCUUAUUACCGAUCUAGCUAUGUUUCACAUCAACUCGAAUCGGUUUUGUGGGAUUAUCCCCAAAAGUUUAUCAAAACUCGCGUUGAUGUAUGAGUUUGAUGUUAGCAAUAAUCGGUUUGUUGGUCCGUUUCCGGAAGUUUCACUCUCGUGGCCGUCUUUGAAGUUCCUCGAUCUAAGGUACAACGAGUUUGAAGGAUGUUUGCCGUCAGAAAUAUUUGAUAAAAAUCUUGACGCCAUUUUUUUGAAUAAUAACCGGUUUGAAUCGGUUAUCCCCGAUACGAUUGGUAAAUCGGCUGCUUCGGUUGUGACAUUUGCAAACAAUAAAUUCAGUGGGUGUAUACCGAGAUCGAUCGGUCAGAUGAAAAAUCUGAACGAGGUUAUUUUCACUGGAAACAAUUUAACCGGUUGUUUCCCGAACGAGAUCGGUUCUCUUAAUAAUGUGACAGUUUUUGAUGCGAGCAAUAACGGGUUUAUUGGUAGUUUACCGUUGACCUUGUCCAGUUUAUCAAGAGUUGAGCAGUUGGAUUUGUCCAAUAAUAAGUUAACCGGAUCUGUUGUCGACACAUUUUGCAAACUCCCUAAUUUGGAAAGAUUUAAGUUUUCUUACAAUUAUUUCAAUGGAGAAGCUGAGAGUUGUGUUCAUGGGAAAAACAAUGGGAAACAGUUUGAUGACAGGAGUAAUUGUUUGAAGAACAGACCGGAUCAGAAAUCUGUUAAUCAGUGUGUACCGGUGGUUAGUCGUCCUGUGGAUUGUAGCAAGGACAAAUGUUCUGGCGGUAGUCAAGGUGGCUCUCCACCUUCAAUAAAGACGCCAGAAAUUAUUCCACCCAAACCGAAAGAACUUGUUAUACCAAAGCCUGAAGAAUCACCUAAACCGGAACCACAAAACCCAUUAAGACCUGAAACACCAACAACUAAUGUACAACAACCUAUACCUGAGCAUGAGCCACCAAAACAUGAAUCUCCUAAACCAGAAAACCCGACAAACAAACCUGAACUACCAAAACCAGAAGAGACACCUAAACCACAACCACCUAAAUCUGAAGAAUCUCCUAAACCUGAACCACCAAAAACUUCAGAGACUCCUGAACCAGUUUCACCACCAAAGGAAGAUCCAUAUAAUGCAUCUCCGGUUAAAAACCGUCGUCCGCCACCACCACCACCACCCAAGGUAAAAGAAAUACAGGUACCACCACCUCAACCACCAAUGCCAUCUUCGCCACCACCUCCUGUUUAUUCUUCUCCUCCACCUCCAGCACCUAUUAAUUCUCCACCUCCGCCAGUUGCCUCUCCUCCGCCUCCAUCACCACCUCCACCAGUUAACUCUCCUCCUCCACCACUCAUUUUCUCUCCGCCACCACCAUCACCAGUAUACUCACCACCGCCUCCAAUUCAUUCCCCACCGCCACCAGCACAUAUAAUAAUUCAACCACCAAUCCAAGCUCCAACACCCGUUCAAGCCCCAUCAUCAGAAUCGGAUCAAUCACCUGUUUCGUCACCAGUUCAAAGUCCAACACCGAUUCAGUCCCCAACCCCAUCAUCGGUAUUAGAUCAACCAACAAUUGAUGCUCAAUCACCAGGUCAAACCCCAACACCAUUAAAUGAACCGGCCUCAUCACCAAAAGAAGCAGAAGAUCGUGAUGCGCCAGAACCAUCACUCUCUACGCCCUCACCGUCACCUUCUCCAUCCGAAAAUGUUGCCCCACCACCGGAAAACAACAACCACAGCGGUUUUAAUCUACCACCACAUAUUGGAUUUGGAUAUGGGUCUCCUCCACCACCGAUGUUUCCUGGCUACUAAGAAAACUAUUUGUGACGUUUUACACAAAAAAAUAGCAUUUUUAUCCAUUUUUCAUGCUAGUUUAAUCGUAACAAAAGAUUUUUGAAAAAAAAAAAUGCCAGUUACAGUUUGAGCAUUGCAUAUUUUGUUUGUUAGAUUACUUGUAGUAGAAGAUAUUUGUAAAAUGUAACAUAAUACUAUCCUUUUUGUAAAGUAUCCAUCCCUUUUAAGUGUUUAUAUGUCUAUCACUAAAA